CAUGGCGCGAGCCUAUCGUGUAUCUAUACUAUACCGUAGACAUAGUGGUUUUUGGCUCUUUUUAGCUCUCAUUGUUAAUUCUUUAUUACGAAAGAAUGAAUAUUUAAAUUCUGAGUAUGUGUUGAUAUGGAGAUUAGAAAUUCGACGUUUUUGACGAGGUAAUAAUUUCGUCACUGUGAAUUAUGAACCAUCUUUAUUUUUUACAUUUGAAACUGUGAUUUUCUAAAGUUGGUAUACUUCUGAAAUUUAUACUUUUGAAGGUUUGCCUGCAAGCCGUUGUUAUAUCUUCUGUAGAAAUAUUAAAAAAACAGUAAUAAAAAUACGUUAAAUAGAAAUUAUUAAUAAACAGAAAAAUAUAGUUUGAAAAAAAAAAAAACAAAGGAUUUUCGAAAAUAAAUUACAGAUUUAUAUUUCAAAUUUCAAAUUUAAAAUCAAAAAUAGUAAAAUUACAGGUAAAAAUUAAAUUAUGGUUAUGAGCUUUCUAUAAUUAAAUUUUAUAGAAUUAUGGAAUAAAUGAUAAUAUUUUGCGCCACAAUACUAUAAAUAUGUGUGAUGAUAACUACAAUAGUAAAAUAUAUUUAAAUAAUAUGGAAGUAGGUGUUGACCAAACAAGAAUUGGAGUGAUACAUAAUUCUGGAAAUUUAUCAUCGUACGAUGAAGUGAAUUGGCUAGUUAAUGAUUAUUUAAAUCAUGUGGUAGGAAAUAUUGGAAAAAUUUCGAAUAAUAGUACUUCUGAUUUGAAAUCUCCAAGUUUAAUUACUCAUGAUAAACAUUGUUUUACUCCGCCUCCUUGGGAUGCUGAUGCUGUUUUACAAGUGCUUGGACAAAAUUCAGGAUCUGACAAUACUAAUACUGAUGAUAGAAUCAAAUUAAUUGAUAAUCAAGAGAAAUCAGCUCCUGAAAUUUAUGAUAAUGAUCUAAUAAAAAGACAUGAAACUGUAAAUUAUUCUAUGAUCAUUGAUGAUGAAAAUACCAAUAAUAAUUAUUUUCAGUUACCAUCAAAUAUGCCAGUAGCAUUGACAGAUCAAAUAUAUACUAUUCAGACAUCACAAAAAUUGCCAGAUUUAUACAGUGGAAUUAAUCAAAAUUUAUGUCAAGGACAACAAAUUGUAGAUUUUUCGAGUUCCAUGAAUCAAAUUGGACAAUUAAUUUCUGCAGCUCCUUAUUUAGUUCCAAAUGUUUGCUUUCCAAUAAGUCAUUUUGUAUUUAUUCCAUGUUUUUAUUUUUUAAUGCCUAUUAAUGGCAUUAUGACUCCACAAGCUUCUAUAUUAAACAACACAAUAUUGAAACCCGAAGAUAGUAAUGGUAACACAGAAACCACAGAGAAUAAAUCUAUUAAAGCAAGUGAUGAAAAUCUAACUGAUCAAACUACCACGAAGUUUAUUACUAACGAAAUGCAGCCGAUAGUUUUGAUUGAAAAAAUUGAUUCGAAAUCAUUGCUGGAUAAUGCACAUUCUAUUUCUUCUUAUGUUAGUAAGAAAAAAAAUAAAUCGUCAUUAGCUAAAACAUUAUCUUCACGAAAACCAAUUUCUAACAAUAUUUCUUUAAUACAUAAACAUUCUCUAGAUAUUUGUAAGAAAUCAUACAUAUGCAAAUAUUGUAGCCAUGCAGUUAAAACAUUAUCACAACUAACUAUUCAUACUAGAAUGCAUACUGGGGAAAAACCAUUCAAGUGUUAUGAAUGUUCCUUCGCAACUGCUUACUCAAGCAGCCUGUCAAAUCACAUUCGUAGACACACUGGUGAAAAACGGUUCGAAUGCCGUGAUUGUCAAUCAAGAUUUGUUACUUCAUCUAGUUUAAAGAAUCACAGGCGUAAUAAAAAUUCAUGUUUUUCUGAAAAAACACGUAAUCGGUAAUCUAAUUCAUAAUACUCUUAAACAAUAUAGUAUAAUAUAUUUUGUUGAAUAAUUUAAUGAUUUAAUCAAAAAAUUUCAUUUAAGUAAAACUUAAUUUAUUCUCAUCUGAGAUUUUAAUAUUAAUUUUAAAUGGUACCAAUUUUAUUGUAAUUUA
Molecule: messenger RNA, 2010 nt
Organism: Microplitis mediator
Lineage: Eukaryota; Metazoa; Arthropoda; Insecta; Hymenoptera; Braconidae
Product: transcriptional repressor CTCFL-like
Exons: 3
Coding region: 546-1856 (436 amino acids)
Biological process (GO): regulation of transcription by RNA polymerase II
Cellular component (GO): PcG protein complex; transcription regulator complex
Molecular function (GO): RNA polymerase II cis-regulatory region sequence-specific DNA binding; DNA-binding transcription factor activity, RNA polymerase II-specific
Source: RefSeq, a predicted model, not a curated record